This is a messenger RNA of Alternaria postmessia, 1587 nucleotides long. RefSeq lists its product as uncharacterized. Gene Ontology annotation, molecular function: protein binding. Bases 1 to 1587 code for a protein of 528 amino acids. Gene Ontology annotation, biological process: rRNA processing. Lineage: Eukaryota; Fungi; Ascomycota; Dothideomycetes; Pleosporales; Pleosporaceae. The record is from RefSeq and is a predicted model, not a curated record. The transcript has 3 exons. Gene Ontology annotation, cellular component: nucleus.
AUGUCUAUGAUUACGACGACAACAUGGGUGCCGCGUGGCUUUGCGGCGCCCUUCCCCUCAAGAUACCAUUUCGACGAGGACGAAUACGAGCGCAUCUCCAAGCUGGCCAACCUGCAACUCGAGGACGCCAAGGAGGAGCUCGAGGAGGCCCAGGCUGAGGAGAAGGUCAAGAACGGCACCUCGUCCAAGGCGUCCAAGAAGGAUGAUGGGGACGAUGAUGACGACCUCAAGGAAUACGACCUCGAGCACUACGACGACGAUGUUGCCGAAGACCAGGGCGACACCAUGGCCAUGUUCGGAAACGCAAAGAACCUAGUCUUCCACGAGAACGACGAGGACGAUCCGUACAUCACCAUGCAGGGCGGAGAGGAAGAGGACGAAGAAGAUCGCGAAGAGCUUCAAAUCUUGGCUACAGACAACCUAGUUUUGGCUGGUCGCAUAGAGGACGAAGUCGCCCAUCUCGAAGUCUAUGUAUACGAGGACGAGGAUGACAAUCUCUACGUGCACCACGACAUCAUGCUGCCUGCCAUCCCGCUUGCCGUCGAAUGGUUAGAUCUGCCUGUGGGCAAGUCUAUAGGCACGAGUGAAGGCAGGGGCAACUACGUGGCGAUUGGAACCAUGGACCCCGAUAUCGAGAUCUGGAACCUGGACGUGGUAGACAGCAUGUAUCCAGACGCAGUACUGGGACAAGGCGCCGAGGACAAGGCGGACAAGCCUAAAAAGAAGAAGAAGAAGUCGAAGAAGGCCAACGACGAGUUCCACGUCGACUCGGUCCUCUCACUUGCAGCAAACCGACAACAUCGGAAUUUCCUCGCUUCUUCAUCCGCAGACAAGACCAUCAAGCUGUGGGACCUGAACACGACAAAGUGUGCCAAGUCAUACACGUACCACACGGAUAAGGUCUGCUCCGUAGCCUGGCAUCCCGUCGAGGCCACUGCACUGCUUAGUGGUAGCUACGACAGAACUGUUGUGGCAGCCGACGUGCGUGCACCCGACGCAAAGGCGCCACGAUGGGGUGUUGAGAGUGAUGUCGAGACUGUGCGGUGGAAUCCUCACGACCCCAACUACUUCUACGUCUCUACUGAGAAUGGUAUGAUACACUACCACGACGUUCGCAAUGCGCCAAAAGACCCCUCUGCCUCAAAGCCGGUAUGGGUAUUGCAAGCACAUGACGAAUCCAUCUCUUCAUUCGACAUCAACCCAGUGAUACCCGGCUACCUGGUCACAGGCUCAACAGACAAGCAAGUAAAACUGUGGAACAUCCAGGACAACGGACCAAGCAUGGUUGUUUCACGGGAUCUUGGUGUUGGGCGCGUCUUCUCAACAUCCUUUGCACCCGACAAAGAAGUCGGUUUCCGGCUGGCAGUCGCAGGAAGCAAAGGUGCAGUACAGAUCUGGGACACGAGCACCAACGCAGCCGUACGUGCAGCCUUUGCCAGCAAGGUGCCUGCGAUUAGAGGAGAUGGCAAGGAGAGGCUCGUGGGUCUUGAGGAGCAGGACACAGACUCUGAUAGUGAGGAAGGCGAGAGCGACGACGAGGGCGAGGAGGAGGGUGCCGAGAAGGGCUGGGAGUCGAUGGAGGAGUAG